AUGGACUGGAAGGACGAUUCGCUAGUACCGCCAGAGGUUUUAUCAGCCUUUUAUGAUCGAUUAUACCCUUUCCGAUCCAUUUAUACGUGGCUUUCGCACACGAACCCUAUAUCCGGUCCACAAACUGGCGCAAGUAGAUUUAUACCUGCUUGGAACAAUCGAGAAUUCGCAUUUACUCUCAAGGAUGAUGUGUAUCUGCGCUAUAAUAGCUUUCAAGACGCUGACGAAUUCAAGAAACAAGUAUUAAAACUGCUUCCUACAAGAUUCGAGGUUGGAGCAAUUUAUAAUGCAAAAGUAGGAGCCUCUCCUGGUACCAUAUUUGAUAUUGAUAUGACGGACUACGACACUAUACGUACUUGCUGUUCGGACAAGAAUAUAUGCCGGCAAUGCUGGCAGUUCAUAGCCGCUGCUGUAGACGUGUUGGAUGAGACAUUGCGGAAAGAUUUUGGUUACAACUUGCUCUUGUGGGUCUACUCGGGUCGACGUGGUAUUCAUUGCUGGGUUUCCGACGAGGCAGCCAUGAAUCUCACCGACGAACAGCGAAGAGCAAUCAUGGGUUGGAUCGAAGUCGUAAAAGGGGGUAAGGAGAUGGUCAAAAAGGUUAAUGUUCGUAUGACAAUGGGGAAAACUGGAGAAGACUGCUUCAAAAGUCGUAAAGGUUGGGAGACACUAGUCGAGUUGAUUCCAGAUCGCGAAGUUGCCGCUGCUCUGAAGGAGAAUUGGGAUGAUGAUGAAGAAUAUGAGAGGCAGAGACGUCGGAACCGAGGUGACAAAACAACAAGUGCCUGUAGAUGGGAAGAUUUGAAGAAGGAGAUCAAGCAAGUCCCGAAAACAUCUACUAGACGGGUAGCACAAUUUGAGCCAGAAACGGUCCCCACUGUAGCUCAACUGUUGAGCGAGCUGGAUUCCUCAUCCAAAACUACUUCUGAAGAGGGCACCGCUGGAGGCUGGGAAAGUACGAGCAUAAAGCCAUAUGUGGACAUGCUCAACGAACAUAAUAAGAAGAUUCUACAGGCGGAAAGAGAAAAGAAGAUGCAGCUUUCAGAUGAGAAUAGGAAGGAUAUGUCUUGGUAG
Molecule: messenger RNA, 1074 nt
Organism: Acaulospora colombiana
Lineage: Eukaryota; Fungi; Glomeromycota; Glomeromycetes; Diversisporales; Acaulosporaceae
Source: the annotation of a GenBank genome assembly